AUGUAUUUGGUCAACAGCGCGCUAAAGUACAUAGGAGUUAUAACGAGUGAUGACUCAGACAAUGAAGAAUACCAAAAAGUACUCACACUUCCUAAAAAUCCAAAGGAGAAUGUUGAUAGAAUAGGUCUUCUGCAUGAAUUAGUUCUAAAUGCAAAAGAGAGUGCAGUUAACAUAUCAUCCAUGGCCCAUGAAGAUAACUUAAAUAUUGAAAAACCAUUACAAGAGACUGCUUCUACUGAAAACAAUGAAUCAGUAGAGGAUAUGAAUGAAGAGGCAUUCUAUAAUGUGAUUGGUGAGAUAGUAGAUGGCUUGGUUAACCAAGUAACAAAUGAUAUAGAAGGCUGUGAUACUAAAAAGACUGACGCUGCGACUAAAACUGAGACUGAGACUGAAGGAAUUACUUUUUAUAUGCGCCGAUUAAGACUUGAAGAUGUAAUAAGGCCUCUCAGAAAAUCAUAUAAUAGUCUGAAGAGUGCUGACGACAGAUACACUGCUUUAUUUAUGUGUAUACAGCUAAUUAUACGUAACAGCUUAGAUAUUCGCCUGUGGAAUCAGACCUUCCCAAUAGAUCACAAGAGAAUUAUUUCCAGAAUAUCAUACAUGCUACUUGAGCAGCUCCUUCAGAAAAAAGCAUCAAUAAUAAACCCGGCGAUAUACAAAGCAUCAGAGACACGGGAGCAAAUCACUGAUGAGGAGUUGUCUAUGGUGGUGAUUGAUGCAGUCACUGCUAUAGGCAAGUCCGGUCUACUCGAUGAGUUUGGAGCUAUAAUUAACAAAUGGUAUAAGGAAUUCAUUUCUCUUGAAACAAUUAACCAGUCUGCAUAUCUUCUGCAUAUGCUACGAUCACACCAUGCAAUGCUCUUAAACAACAAGGUCUUGAAAAAAAGAAUACACAUUGAUCUAGAAAUGCUUUCUUCUAAAAUAGCUGAGACUAGAACUAAAAGAGGCCAGCAAGAUUCAAUUCAAAAAGCAAUGGAGAUGGAUCUUUUUAAACCAGAUGAAAAAAACGAGUAUCCUAUUAACAAGGCCUUGAAGGUGCUAAUUUCGAAUAGAAGUAAGUGCUUGGACGUGCUUAACAGUUCCAAUAUUAGUAGUAGUAGGCUAUUUACCAUUCACGAAGAAAAUUUGCUUUUGGCUCUGCACAGUCAGUGGACAGUUGCAACAAAAAAGUACACAAUGGUCUAUAAGCAAAUUGACCAGAUAGUCUCUGAAAUGGAAGACUUAGUGCUCACUCGGUCAGACUACAACUAUAUGAACAAGAAGGAUAUAAGCAAUACAUAUGAAAAACGACUCAACAGAUACAAUGAAUUCCUUGCAUUAAAGCAUGAUGCACUUAUUUCUAAUCCUGAAUACUAUUCAGUAAAAGAGUACUUAAGCAGCACGAUACUGGAUCUUAAAAAGUUAGCCAAGAAAAUACCCAGUGUAACCUAUUUAUGCAAGCAUAUGUGUGGGUUUGAGACACUUGCAGAAGAGAAUUCUGAUAUUUAUAAAAAGAGCUAUGAUCACUACGUAUCUACCAAAUACACAAGAGAUGUUCUUGCUGAGAGCAAACAGAAAAACAAAAGUAAGAAAAAUAAUGAAGUGAAGCCAAUAUUGCCAGAGGGCACAGAGAACCCAUUUGUUCAGUCCACUUCCUAUACGGCUCUUUUUGCAGACAGUCUGCUUGAUGAUACUUACAAUGCAGAUUCAAAGAACUCUGCAGGUAGCAGUUCAUCAUCUAAAGGCAUUAAAAAAGCUAAAGCACUGGUUUUAGGUGUAACUGCUGCAUGCAUGCUUGCUGCAGGUACUGUUUCAGUAGCGAGCGUUAUAUCUUCAUAA
Molecule: messenger RNA, 1818 nt
Organism: Nematocida ausubeli
Lineage: Eukaryota; Fungi; Microsporidia
Exons: 1
Coding region: 1-1818 (605 amino acids)
Source: RefSeq, a predicted model, not a curated record